AUGUUUAGGCAGCUAAAAAUUACGCGUGAUAAACUAUCCUAUGCAAGUGAAUUUUUAAAGAAAAACUUUCUGUACUCCCUACAAUCAGAAUCCAUAGCGGAAGCCACCAAAUGGAACCAAAAACGUGGCCAAGGUAUGUUUACCAUUUCAUUUUUGACAAAACAGUCGAUCCCUCGACCGUUCAGCAUCCGGCUGGCCAAGUUACAAGAUGAGCCACAUAUCAUGCAUUUCAUCCGGGAGAACUUUUAUGACGAAGAACCCCUGCUGAAGAGCUUGAACAUCACCAAGUCUGUUGCGAAUCCGUGUUUGGAGUCGUACCUGUGCAAUCAUUUGAAAUCAGGUUUCACUUUAAUUGCUGUUGAACAGGAUAACCGAAUAGUUGGCAUUUCCAUCAACCAACGCAACUGCGCUUGGGACGGCGAUAAGCUGCGAGAACAGGCAGAUCGAGUUCAGUGUGAUCCUCUGCGAAAGCUUUUCUACAUCUGGUCCAUAGUAUCGACAGAACCUCGUCUUCAUCAAAAAUUCCGAACGUCAUGCAUCUUUGAGAUUGCCAUCCUCGCAACGGCACGCGAAGCCCAGCGACAAGGUAUCGGAUAUCAAUUAACGGUUCACUCGCUGCGUUUGGCACGUGAUUUAGGCUUUGAGGUGGCUCGAAUGGAUUGCACCAACGAGUACAGCUCCAGAUUGGCGCAACGGGCUGGCAUGGAGUGCAUGUGGUCCGUUCCGUACAAGCAUCUGGUGGACAGUGCUAAAAAGCCAGUGGUUAAACCGGAUGAACCUCACACCCAUAUUCGAGUACAUGCCACAAAGCUGAAAGGUGCUUAGAGCUUAGAAGGUUGGUAAAU
Molecule: messenger RNA, 845 nt
Organism: Ochlerotatus camptorhynchus
Lineage: Eukaryota; Metazoa; Arthropoda; Insecta; Diptera; Culicidae
Product: arylalkylamine N-acetyltransferase-like 2
Exons: 5
Coding region: 1-825 (274 amino acids)
Molecular function (GO): N-acetyltransferase activity
Source: RefSeq, a predicted model, not a curated record